Vigna radiata var. radiata (mung bean) is the source of this 1702-nucleotide messenger RNA. Its product is annotated as inactive protein RESTRICTED TEV MOVEMENT 2. Lineage: Eukaryota; Viridiplantae; Streptophyta; Magnoliopsida; Fabales; Fabaceae. The record is from RefSeq and is a predicted model, not a curated record. The transcript is spliced from 2 exons. Bases 199 to 1587 code for a protein of 462 amino acids.
UAUACCUUUUAUAUUAUUCAAGUUCAGCAAAGCCGAAGGCAAUACCCAACCCAUUUACGUCAACAAACCAAACACAUGCAUGCAUACAAACAAGGAAUUGUUUCUUUCACAAGAAAACACCCACAUUGUAUAUAAACAUAGAUAUACAACGAAAAUUUAAACAAAAACAUAUCCCACUCAAAGCAUUUUGUGACAGCUAUGGCUUCCAGGCAGAGAACAACAUCUUUUCGUCCACAACUUUCUGUUCGACGCGUCUACGAGACUUUGCAGCCCCAAUCAGAGACUAAAGAACUCCCAGAAGCUUAUCUUCUACGUGUUUAUCUUCCUGGUUUUCCAAGGGAAAGUGUAAAGAUAACUUAUGUGGCCCCUUCACGAACGGUGAGGAUAUCUGGAGAAAGACAAGUUCGAGGGACAAUAUGGCACCGAAUUGACCAAUCAUAUCCCAUUCCUGAUUAUUGUGAUGCAGAGGCACUUCAGGGUAAGUAUGAAGCUCCUGUUCUCAUCCUUACGAUACCAAAGAAGUCCACGACCGCAUCACAAGCUGCACCUAAACAACAAGAAGUCGGAACAUCCCAAGACAAAGGUGCAGUGGCUGAUGAAAAAAUGCAGGAUGCUACUCCACCACAACCUACCACUACAACUAAAGUGGAAGAAGAACCAGUUGAAGCACAAAAAAGGGAAGACGCACCGUCUCAAACCCCUUCAGAACCAAUUAGGGACCAAAAGGGUCAAGUUGAAGCUGUAGAAAGAGUCGGUUCCAUUGCUGAGCCUCGAAUGAGUGAAAAGGAGUUGGAACAAAAGCCAGCAUCACCAAGGUCAGCCACAAUGCAAAGAGAUGAAGAGCCACAAAAGGGUGAAGAGGAGGAUGAGCCAAAAUCAACACCAGCUGUGACAACCAAAAUAGAAACAGAUAAAAAGCCUGAAAAGGGUCAAGAGGAAUUUGGACCAAGACCAACAACAACAACGCUAACCAAAGUCAAAACAGCUGAAAGGUACCAGCAGGGUCAAGAGGAAUUUGUACCAAGAGCAACACCAGCAAUGCUAACCAAAGUAAAAACAGCUGAAAAAAGUCAAAAGGGUCAGGAGGAAAUUGAACCUAAAUCAACACCAACAAUGGAACAGAAAAUCAAAAGAGAUGAGCAACCUCCAAAGGGUCAAGAGGAAGGUGAGCCAAGACCUGCAAUAACAAAUAUUUCCAGAAAGCCUACAGUUAAAGAGCAAUUGGAGGAAAAGAGGAUAGAAGAAACAAGUGGUGAUGCUGCUAAGAAGGAAAGGAACUCAAAGAAUGAAGCUAAAGAGGAAGCUUAUGAGUCAAGACACGAGAAAGAUAAGGAGCAAGCUGAUUUUAAAGAGAAAGAAAAAUUUGUCGCCAAGGAAGCAGAAAUUCGUGCUCCAAAAGUUCAGAAGAAAAAGGAGAAAAAAGGGAAGAGUGAAGAGAAUGCAGUGGAAAGAGUUGGAGGUGUCUCCCAUGUUUUUUCAAAAGUAGCAUUGAAUGAGGAAGAGAAGAAAAUAGCAACAAAUAUUGGUGCUGCAGUUCUGGUCAUUGCUGCCUUGGGAUAUUAUUUAUCUUACAGGUUUACCUCUUGAGUUGAACAUAAAACAUGUUCUAAUCGAUGUAUGCUUUCUCACACAUGUACAUGAAUAAUAAACUAUAACAAAAAUCAUCUGAAUAAAGAGCGAAUGCAAUCUAUGAUUCUUCGUA